Lucilia sericata (common green bottle fly) is the source of this 711-nucleotide messenger RNA. Its product is annotated as midnolin homolog. The transcript has a single exon. Lineage: Eukaryota; Metazoa; Arthropoda; Insecta; Diptera; Calliphoridae. The record is from RefSeq and is a predicted model, not a curated record. Bases 1 to 711 code for a protein of 236 amino acids.
AUGAGUGCAAGUGAAAAACAAACAGCCAUGGAUCAUGAAGAACCAAUGGUGGGGGAAAUAAAUCAAACAGAAAUUCAUUGUGUUGACAAUGAACCUGUAGAUAAUAUGAAAAGAUUUGAAAAAGCCAUGAAAAAGGCACAUAAAGCUCAAAAAAUGUUGCAAAAGGUCAUGGAUGAAUUGGCACGAGAAAUGCAUAAGAAUAAGUGCAAAAAAAAAAAUAAAAAAAUGGGUGAAAAACGUAGACAUCACUCGAGAUCACCUGAUGUUCAAGAUGAUGCAUCAAGUGAUUCCAGCAGUGACACCAGUUCCAGCUCUAGUUCCAGUUCAAGUUCCAGUGAUAGUGAGGUAGAGUUUGUUUCAUGCCAUUAUGGCGGUAGAGGACAUGGUGGUCAUUAUCACCAUCAUCAUCAUAAUGACAAACAUAUGAAGAAACAUCAUCAUGGUCGUGGACAUAGUCAUGGUCACGGUCAUAGUGGUGUCAGACACCAUCAUGGCCGCCGUGAUCGUUCUCGUUCCAGAAAUCGUGAUCGUUGUCGUUCUCGUGGCCAUUCCAGAGGUCAUUCUCGUGGUCACUCUAGAGGACGUUCUCGUGGCUAUUCCGCCACUCGCGAUGGUUAUCAACAAAUUCCAUCAAUUGGUGGCGCCCGCUGUGGUACUGCCAACUCAACUGGAACUAUUGAAGAUCGUUUGCCAUUAGCUUUAACGCUAUAA